Salvelinus sp. IW2-2015 is the source of this 5180-nucleotide messenger RNA. NCBI's taxonomy places the organism in Eukaryota, Metazoa, Chordata, Actinopteri, Salmoniformes, Salmonidae. The record is from RefSeq and is a predicted model, not a curated record.
ACAGCGGGUGUGAGGGGCAGAGAACAGCGGGUGUGAGGGGGCAGAGCACAGCGGGUGUGAGGGGUAGAACACAGUGGGGUGUGAGGGGGAAGAGCACUGGCUGUUGGCACACCCUGCCUACAUUAUUGUGCGGUCUGUCUGUAUGCCUGGGCUGCUGAGCUCACAGGCUCUGCCUUCUCCACCCUCAUUUAGCGCAGACAGUAAAUAUUAGUGUAUCAUUAGUGAGGUCAGCAAGUUAAUUGUAUAUUCUGCAAUGCGCAAAAUUAUUUAACAUAAAACAUGGAAUAUAUGUAUACAUAUUACAUUAAAUGCAACACUCUAUGCAUUUUAGACACUAUUAUUCUUAUACUCAAAUUAAUAUAAACAACAUGAAAUGUUCUAAAUUUUUGUAAAUACUUAUCAUAUUAAUUCAAUUUGAUUCUAGAAAAUAGCAGCAAGUACAUUGAAGGUGGCACACAAUUAAUAUUCAUGCUGGCAACCCAUUAUCAAGGUUGUUUGUAUAGGGAAAGGGAAAGGUAUAGAGGACAUCAGUGGUAGAAAAUGAUGAUUUAUACUCUUAUAGUUGGCUUAUGGCCUGUAAUUAUGGAAUACUCAUGUUACAAACACAAAUGAUAAUAAUUGAAUUACCAAGAAGAAAGUAACAAACAUUCAAACUAACCAGCAUUCUCAAUGUUCUGUAGUGUGUGGUAAUGCACACACACACACACACACACACACACACACACACACACACACACACACACACACACACACACACACACACACACAAACAUUAUUCUCUUCCUCAGGUGAAGAAGGCUAAACGUGAUUGAUUGGCUGGCGAAGUGGUCUUUCCCCUGUGAUCCAACCGCAGGGUCAUAAGAUCUCAUAUUAUAACUACUGCACUACUACCAACAUAAAUCCAAACCAUUUCAUAGGCUAACAGUUUUCGCUUCAAUGCACCCGUUCAAAAUUCAUAUGCAGAGCCAUGAUGACACAGUAAUGGACACAGUUGUUGGAAAAUACUCUUAAAUCCGCCAUAGUCUCUUACAGAACAUAAACCAUUCAUAAAUCUAUGAGCCUACUUAAUCAACGAGUUGGUCUAUCGUAAAGGAAGGCAGAUAUGCAUUGAUUCAGUCGCUGUCCUGCAUGUGAUGGGUUUUAUUCUCAUCAAAUAGAGAUAUUACAGGUGACAAUUCAGUAUAUCACGAUGGGCUAUGGAAAUAACUAUGCAUGAUAACUAUGCAUGUUUUAUGACUAUGCAUAGCCAUAAAACAUCAUGGACUGCUUAGAUUUAUGGAAUAGGAUGAGAAAUAAAGGGUAAAUGCAAUCACAUUAUCUACAUAGACUAUUUAUCACUGACAUUAAUCUGAUUAAAAACAGCUAGCAGGUGAAACUGUGCAUGCAGUACUUUCUCUGGACCACUAGUCGUUGCUCUUUCCCUGCAGUAUGAGCGCAAAGGCUACAUAGGGGGCUUUUCAGUAGUUUGAAAAUGUUAGUAGGACUCUGAGCGGGUCCUCUGCUGGGAUUGGUUUGAGAUCCACUAUCUUCUUUCCGUGAUUGGCCAAGAGGUGUUCAAGGGGUGUGAGAAGUGGUGUGGAGGGGAGGGGGCCCAAGGUCUUUCUCGCAUCCGGCUUCACCUAUUCCCUUCGUGCCACAAGCCUCCAAGUAUUAGGUUUUCAUACACUGCGUACAGUACGGUUUGAAAUGUGACUCAAAAUAAGCACUGGUGGAAUACUAUUCUGUGGCAGCUGAAGGACUUGUGUUUACACCUUUUUGAAAGGGAGAGGAAAGGCAGACCACCUUUGCCAUGCCAGUGGAUUUCUUUGCGAUUUUAUGCGUGAUUGCUACGGUUUACGCAGUGGAAGAGACAGUGAUGGACACGCGGACGGCCACAGCAGAGCUGGGUUGGAUAGCGUAUCCUGCCUCUGGGUGGGAGGAGGUGAGUGGUUACGAUGAGAACCUCAACACCAUCAGGACCUACCAGGUGUGUAAUGUGUUCGAGCCCAGCCAGAACAACUGGCUCCUCACCACCUUCAUCGACAGACGAGGGGCUCAGCGUGUCUAUGUGGAGAUGCGUUUCACCGUACGUGACUGCAGCUCCAUCCCCAGUGUCCCCGGCUCCUGUAAGGAGACCUUCAACCUCUACUACUACGAGACAGACUCGGUCAUCGCCACCACCAAGGGAACCGCCUUCUGGAUGGAAGCCCCCUACCUGAAGGUGGACACCAUUGCGGCUGACGAGAGCUUCUCCCAGGUGGACUUCGGUGGACGAUUGAUGAAGGUCAACACGGAGGUGCGGAGCUUCGGCCCGCUGUCUCAUAAUGGUUUCUACCUGGCCUUCCAGGACUACGGGGCCUGCAUGUCUCUGCUGUCCGUACGUGUCUUCCAUAAGAAGUGCCCCAGCGUGGUGCAGAACUUUGCCAACUUCCCCGAGACCAUGACGGGUGCCGAGAGCACCUCCUUGGUCAUUGCCAGAGGCACGUGCAUCGCUAACUCAGAGGAGGUGGAUUUUCCCAUCAAGCUGUACUGCAACGGAGAUGGAGAGUGGAUGGUUCCCAUCGGGAGCUGCACCUGCAAGGCUGGCUUUGAGCCAGACAACGGCAACGUCUGUAGAGCGUGUCCCCAGGGGACGUUCAAGUCCACCCAGGGGCCAGGGCUGUGUCUGCAGUGCCCCCCCAACAGCCGCUCCACUGUGGAGGCUGCCACUAUCUGCGGCUGCCGUAACGGAUACUACAGAGGAGACAUGGACCUGCCCGAGGCCUCCUGCACCAGUGUCCCCUCUGGUCCCAGAAACGUCAUCUCCAUCGUCAACGAGACCUCGGUAAUCCUGGAGUGGCAUCCUCCAAGGGAGACUGGCGCCCGUGAUGACAUCACCUACAACAUCGUGUGCAGGAAGUGCCGUGCAGACCGGCCAUCAUGCUCCCAUUGUGAUGACAACGUGGAGUAUGUACCCAGGCAGCAGGGUUUGACCGAGACCAGAGUGUUCAUCAGUAACCUGUGGGCCCACACCCCCUACACCUUCGAGAUACACGCUUUCAAUGGAGUCACCAACAAGAGUCCCUACCCUGCUCAGCACGUGUCCAUCAACAUCACCACUAACCAGGCUGCUCCCUCCAUGGUUCCCAUCAUGCACCAGGUUAGCUCCACCAUGAAGAGCUUCACGUUGUCAUGGCCACAGCCGGAGCAGCCCAAUGGAAUCAUUCUGGACUAUGAACUGAGGUACUACGAGAAGUCACACAGAGCUAAUGAGUAUAAAUCAGAGCUAAGGGAGCAGCUGCCUCUGAUUGCAGGCUCAGCGGCUGCAGGAGUGGUCUUCCUGGUGUCCUUGGUGGCCAUCUCCAUCGUCUGCAGCAGGAAGAGAGCGUACAUGAAGGAAACUAUAUACAGCGACAAACUUCAGCACUGCAGUACAGGCAGAGAACUUUCUCUGAGACCGGACAUGUCCAGCUGUCCCUCCCCCAUGGCAUGCCCCACCCACUUCUCUGGCUCGCCAGCGAUGAAGAUCUACAUCGAUCCCUUCACCUACGAGGACCCCAACGAAGCCGUCCGAGAAUUUGCCAAAGAGAUAGACGUAUCCUGUGUGAAGAUUGAGGAGGUCAUUGGUGCAGGCGAGUUUGGAGAGGUGUAUAAGGGUCGCCUGAAGCCGUCUGGGAAGAGGGAGCUGUACGUGGCCAUUAAGACCCUGAAGGCGGGCUACGUGGAGAAGCAGAGAAGAGACUUCUUGUCUGAGGCCAGCAUCAUGGGCCAGUUUGACCACCCCAACAUCAUCAGACUGGAGGGCGUGGUCACCAAGAGUCGGCCAGUCAUGAUUAUCACAGAGUUUAUGGAGAAUGGGGCCCUGGACUCCUUCCUGAGGCAAAAUGACGGGCAGUUCACGGUGAUCCAGCUGGUGGGGAUGAUGCGUGGCAUCGGGGCGGGCAUGAAGUACCUGGCAGAGAUGAACUACGUCCACAGAGACCUGGCCGCCCGCAACAUCCUGGUCAACAGCAACCUGGUGUGUAAGGUGUCUGACUUUGGCCUGUCCCGUUACCUACAGGACGACACGUCAGACCCCAUCUAUACCAGCUCCCUGGGAGGGAAGAUCCCGGUGAGGUGGACAGCCCCUGAGGCUAUUGCCUACAGGAAGUUCACCUCAGCCAGUGACGUGUGGAGCUACGGCAUCGUCAUGUGGGAGGUGAUGUCAUUUGGCGAGCGGCCGUACUGGGACAUGAGCAACCAGGACGUGAUCAAUGCCAUAGAGCAAGACUACCGUCUGCCCCCUCCCAUGGACUGCCCCACAGCACUACACCAGCUGAUGCUGGACUGCUGGCAGAAAGACAGAAACGCCCGGCCCAAAUUCACUGACAUCGUCAACACACUGGACAAGAUGAUCCGCAACCCUAUCAGCCUCAAAGCUGUGGCCACCAUCACUGCAGUGCCUUCUCAGCCCCUGCUAGACCGCUCCAUUCCAGACUUCACCACCUUCACCUCUGUGGAGGACUGGCUAGGUGCCAUCAAGAUGGGGCAGUACAGAGACACUUUCCUGGGCUCUGGCUUCACCUCCCUACCCCUGGUGGCUCAGAUCAGCUCAGAAGACCUGUUGAGGAUAGGAGUGACCCUGGUCGGCCAUCAGAAGAAGAUCCUGAGCAGUGUCCAGUCUAUGAGGGACCAGAUGGCCCAGUCCCCCAGCUCCAUGGCCUGACCACAGGGUGCGCCACCACCACCCAGAGACAACCCACCAGGGAGCCCAUAGGAAAGCUCCUGAUGACCCUAAAGAAUACACCAGGGUGGAGACACUAACCUGAUUUAAAGAACGACCAUAUGGCACAUACAUAACAGCAUGCACGCUCCCAACACACACUCUCAACACACACUCUCAACAGGUAAAGAGAGUUUACUGAAGAUACAAAGGGGUAGAAGAUAAAAUUCUGCCUCAGGACAACUUCAAUGGUUCAGUUAAGGUAGUCUAUAAAGUUGUCUUCUUUUUUGCUGAAGAAGAGAGCAAGCAGAAGAGCAAGGGUGUCUGUUUGCUUGCUGUGACAGAUCGUCAUAAAAUGCUAAAAUAAAAUAUAUUUAAAAAAAACGGUGCUAAUUUAUGAGGAUCAAUGGGUUGACUUGGCCAAAGGACAACAUCAAACAGUGUCACCCAGAUUGGAAAAACAAACAAAAGGGUACAGAACCAGUCAAAGGUUUGGACACACCUACUCAUUCAAGGGUUU